Symbiodinium sp. CCMP2592 is the source of this 4194-nucleotide messenger RNA. The record is from the annotation of a GenBank genome assembly. Lineage: Eukaryota; Dinophyceae; Suessiales; Symbiodiniaceae.
AUGUCUUGGACCCGUGAACAAGAUUGGGCCAAAUCGUCCUGGGCUAGUUCGUCUUGGGAAAAGAAAGGAUCGUCGGGUUGGAACAACCGUGACUGGCAAAAAUCUCCUCAAUAUUCCGUUCCCAGCACCAAUGUUGCUAUCCCAUCGUCUUUUACCAGUGACUGGGAGUGCUAUGACACGAAUGCUAUUUCGGGCAAGAGAUUCUUUCGCAACAUCCAAUCCACACCCUGGUCUACCAAAGCUGGACUGGCUGGAAAAGAUGUGGCAGAUCUACGUGUUUCAGACCUGACGCGGAAAGGUCUCGAUGACUUCAGUCUCCGAUGUUUGUCCAACGGAGAAUUUCAGAGCCUGGUGUUCGUGAGGUCGAUUUCUGAAGCAGUUUUUGUGUCAAACUUGCUUCGUCACAUCCGGCAAGACCGCAUCGAUCUUGAUGCCGUGGCAGCAAAUAUGCACGGCCCGGCUCCGCCAGACAAGCAUAAAGAGUCAGCCAGAUUUAUGCAACCAUUGCUUGGCGAAAUUGUUUCAACAAUCAAAGCCAAUUCGCCUCCUCCGGCGGACUCCAGCCAGCAAUCGCCUGAGAGUGAACAGCUUGCUCGUGCUAAGCGCAAGCUGAAAGAAGCUGGAAUUGCUCUUACUCCGGAGAAGAAGCAGGCAAAAACCAGCCCGCUUCCCACCACUUCACCCUCACCUUCAGCUGAGCAGAUUUUGAAAGCGGAACUCAAGAAUCCGCCGAACUCUGUUCCGAGUUCCAGCUCACCUGAUGUCGUAGAGAAAUGGCUCAAGAAGCAUCAGAGCCAGUUUCGUGGUCAAGCUGCAUCUUUUAAGAAACAUGUGGCUGAUGUUUGCUCUGUGCUGAAAGAUUCAGCCACUGAUCGGCAAAGCGUGGCAGACCUUGCUGUCAAGUACGGCUUGAAGAAAAGCCAUGCAAGCAAGAUGUCCUUCACCAAUUUGUCUUCAUUCAUUGGUGCAUGUCAGUUUGUCCGUAAGAGACUUGCGUCAGCAGUGUGCACGCUUGGCACAGCAGCAGCCUUCAUGUUGGAGUUUGGCGAUGGAAUACCCAAGGCUCCACUAAUUUGGGUGCAUACGCUGAUGUCGUUGGUGUUGUUGUUUUAUCUCAACGCACCCAGCCGGGAAGAUUCGCACAGGUCCAAACUCGUUCGGAAGUUGCAGCAGUUCGGAGUGGAUCCAGAUACUCUGCACUAUUCUCUGUUUGAGAAGCCGAACACUGUGUAUUGCAUUUUUCAAGUUUAUUUCGACAUGGGUCGAUUUCGUUCGGGCUACCGUCAGCCCUCUUCACUUCUGUAUGUGGGAAGCACUGCUGUCGGUGCAGCCAAGCGGUAUUGGGCGUCCCAUCUGAACCUCUUUCAGUUUGUACUUGUCCCGCUGGAAUGCUAUGAGAGCUACCAGCAAGCUUGGACCGUUGAGCACGAACUCAUCGCUCAAUGGCAGGAGUGCGAGAAGUGGUUAAAAGACCUCAUCCUGCGUUACAAGUAUCUUUUUCCAUCUUUUCAUGUUCCAAAGAACAGCCUACGUGAAGUUCCGCACCAGAGUAUCAGGAAAUUUCUCCAUAAUUUCCGAUCUUGGGAAGAAACGAUGUGGGAACACGACUUCAAGUUGGAGUCGGUUCACUGUCCGUGUAAUCAGUUUGCAGGAAAACUUCCUGCUCAUUGCUUUGUGUCUGGCCAUGUAGCCACGGGUUUGGAGAACCUGACCAAGCUACUGCCAGACUGCAAGAGCAUCUUAUCGGCCAGUGCCGCGAGCACCUUUCUCCCCGGCCGCAAUCACUGGAUGGCCAAGUCCAGAGCUCUGUUUGAUCAGUGGCUCAAGAGACACAAGCUACCAGCGACGUUGCAUCCGAUUUUUCAAUCUUUUUGCGAUCACCAGUGGCAGCAACACGUCGCAGCCCUGGAACAAUCCGACAGACUACACUGGGCUUUGGUACAGAAGGUUCUGUACAACGAAGAUCAUCAUCCGAAUCAUGUUGUAUGCUAUUGUCCUCGCUUCUUCCUUCGAGGAGUCAGCAACACAUGGAACGAUCCCGCAGUGUUUUGCACUCUUGAUGGUACGCCAGAAGAGUGGCGACAGCGCAUUUUGAAGCGCGUUCCGGGAGAUCUGUCCAGAAGAUAUGCCUGGGCUUUCACAGAAGCCGCUCCGCUGCCUCAGGGCACUGUGUUCCUGAAACGGAAAAAACAGUUUGCCAAGGGACGGACUAUUAUUUCGUAUUCCAAUUCUUUGUGCAGCAAACUGUUACAGCUGACUUCCAUUGCGUUAACCUUAAUGGUCAAGACGCUGUUUACUGACAGCCCCGGCAUGCAGAGCAUGCCACAGCUAUGGAAGUCUCUUCACGCUUACUGGGCGAAGCCCAGCCAGGAAGAAAACGUCGAAUGGAACGACGAUCUUGUGGGAUUUUUCAACGCAUCCAUACCACAGCUGCAUUGGUUUCAGCUGUGUAUCGGCCUGUCGAGGGAACUGUUCAACCCCGAGCCAUGGCCCAACAAUAUCAUUUUCACUUCUACGGAGGACCCCCUGGGGUGCUGCCUUCAAGCGGACCACAGCCUCCUGUUACGAUCCAUACGACUCCGGAUGAAGCAAGUAGAGCUCGAUCGGUUUCGGUGCAUCCGCCACCUCGAGCUCCUCUUCCGAUUCAAUUCGCACCGGGAGAGCCGACUAGGUCUGCUCAUCCGAGCCGUGAUCGUCGUGAUCGCAGUCGUUCGAGACGACGACGGCGUCGACAUCAUCGGCAUGAACGUCAACCUGAGGGACCUCCCGCGGCCCCGGUUCGACCUGUUCUACCUCCCAAUCUGCCUCCAGUUCGACCACCAACAAGGUCUGCUAGUGCAGCUCCUCCGGUGCGUCCGCCUUUUCGUUCAGCCAGCUUUGACAACAUGCCACCCCGGCCUAGACCCAGUUCUACUGAGCCGGACAUUUUCCGUUCCCGGCCUCGAAAAAACAGAGGGCCCAGCAACAGUCCGCAGCGACCUCCCGGGCAAUGGUUGCCCAGUUUUUCUGCUGGCAAUCCGAGCCAAAGGCCGGCUCACAAGAACAUUUCCCAAGACGCCUCCUAAGCACCCGGCUCCAAAGAGCCCAGUUCAUCCUGCUCAGCCCGUUUCGAUUUCGGUUGAUGAUGAGCAGUUAUUUCAAGCAACUCAUCGCAGCAGCUACGAGCAACUGCGCGAGCAAAUCACAGCUCGAGCCACUGGCCGCAAUGCUGUGGAUUUCUACGAGGAAGGAAUGAGCCCUCUCUUGGCAUAUAUGUUUGUGCAUUAUCAUGAGAAUUUUCUCACGACUGAAGGCCUACAUACGUGGCCUAUUAUCCCGCAUUCUCAUAUGCGACGAUUUACGGAUCGCAUUACAUUUACUCGGCAACGUUCACUGCCUGUUUCCAAGAUCCUCAAAGAGGAUGUCGAGGAAGUGCUGCGAUUUUUGUUGACCCGGUUUGGCCAGGCCGAUCGACCUUUUCUGCCUGUGAUUCCCAUUGGCCAACGGGAGGUUGUCACUCUUGCCCGGUCCAUUUUGGCCAGCAAGAUACCAUACAAAACAAUAUUUCAGCAUGAUGCCAAGGCGUAUGCCAUGCCUCAGGAAGCGUUGCAUGUUUGGGAGUUUCCAGUGGCACAUAUGCCAGGACCUGAAGAGCAGACCAACUGCUAUUAUCUUUGGGGACACGGGACCACAGCCGAAGGCCUGGUCGGCAUCCUCACGCUGGGCAGAGUUAUUCGCUCUAGCGCUGAAGCUGUACAUGUUGCGCCGCACGAUCAUGUGUGCUCCUUUUAUGGCAAGGCCACACGAAACGUGUAUUAUGAAGAGAGCAAAUUAGACUUCGUGUCGAAAUUGCACCACUCCACGAAGAAUUCCGCUGGAGUGGUCGUUGGAGGAUAUCUUGGAUCUGCGCAUCACAAAUCCAAAUCCUCCAGCACUGUCCAUGAAGGACAUUUGUGCAAAUUCCACGCGCUAGUGCACUCCCCCUCGGGAGAUAAGCGCUGGGCGGUGCGGGAGGCCGCCGGACGCAUUGACAAAAUCUGGAUUUUGUCAAGCACCCACUCCAUUUCUUUGCCGAUGUCCACCCCCAACAACCCCAGGCCCAUUACUUUUGAAACGGGGGAAGGGCAGGAUUGGGGAGUCAGCUGGCCUGGCUUGGAGUACUCUGUACGCAACACCAGAGCUUUGCCGGAUUCCGAUGUACAGAAUGAGGCCUAA